GGAUGAUGCAGCGGGAUCUGUUGGAUAGAUUUGAGAUACCAAUUCAUGCUGGAGUCACUGGAUGUCUUUCUCAGGGAGGAGCAGAUUCAGGCAGCUGCGUUCCAUCUGGCUGUUCCAGACAGGAACAUAGUGGUUUUCAAACAAGUGGGUUCAGUGUCUUUUACAGUGUUGUGUUCAGCACUGUAAAAAAUAAAACUCAAGAAUUGUGGAUGUACUGUAAUGGACUCGCUCUAAUGACAAACAUUCGUUGCUCCUUGCUUUCAACAAUCUCUAUUGCUUGACUUUUUAAUGAUUUGCAAAUCCAACAUGUGAAUACCAAAUAUUUCCAGAGCAACACCAUAUAGUGCCCCAGCAAACCCAGAUGAGCACAGGAUCAACAUAUGCUGAUCUUCCUCACCACCUAAAAAGCAGCUGAAGCUUAAUGAGCUUGAUUAGUCUGAGAAUUGAAAAGCAGAAACUGGUUUUGAAAGUGUUAUCUCCAAUGGCUUGCUCGGAGACACUUGAUGAAUGAGGACAAGCACUGAAGUGGAGGAUACUUCCUGAUCAGGUACCAUUCACAUCCAUUCUGUGCAGGAACUGAUGAAGAUGUGCACUGAUAGUGUACACUAUUUUCUUCCUCAAUAUAAAGUCUGAGAUUUGGUUCUACCAAGCAGCCAGUCAUUCAGAUAUUUAAUUCUUCUUUUCAAAUAGCCUUAGUUUGCAAAUCAAGAGGAAGUCUUGCAGACUAAGUUUCUGGUUUUCCACCUUUUGCUGACAGUUGCCAGCCAAUCUUAGAUACCCGGAAUAGUUCUCUUCUGCAGAAAUGAGGAAGUGCUAAUACUUGCAGGGAUUAGCAAGAUUAACUCUUUGGGGUUGGUUUCAUUUCCCUCUCUCUUCUCUCCCUCCCACCCCCCCCCCAAUAGGGCAGAAGAAUAGCUUAAGUGGGAUCACCAUUCUGUCUGUCUCAGUGAGCUCAUCGCCCCCCAACUCUGAGCAAUCAACAGCAGUUUUGCUCGUGGAUAUGCUCCCAUGAACUUCCCUGUAUUCCCACUCUCUCCCUGUGCAACAUGAUUCAUCCUAGUUCACAUGCUGGUUCAGCAAAUAUUUUUAACAACCUAAUCCUGCAGCCCUCAAAAUGAAUAGCAAAGCACCUCCUUGCUUGUAUGAGGAACAAUGUCUUCGUUUGCUUUAAUGCAGAUUAACUGUUAUUUUGAGAUGAACUGGCUAACCCAGGAUGACCUCAGGAGAGCUCUGGCCAUCCAGUAGCCAAACUUCACACAGAUGGGGCUCUGUAAGUGGUGCUGUGCCAUGCUGCUUGCUCCCCAGACCAGCCCUGUCAGCAACUGUGAUGGUUACAAAACCGGGAACUUCCCUGUGAAAAUGAAAUUGUGCAGAUAACAGCAACUUUCUUUGAGCAUCAAUAAAAGUCAUGGCCGGGUCAUGGAUCGCUCUGCGGCACAUGGCUACAGUCAUGGCGACAGUUCAUGUCUGCAGUCAACCCGAGUCCUCGGACCAGGCUGCCGGUAGAGGAAGAGCUGGGCUGGCACCGGGUUUCCUGGCCGGAGCGGGACUUCCCGGUCCCGGUGGAACCCAGAGGUCUCCAGCGCAGCAGGUACGGGGGCAGAGCCCGCCCGCGCGGCGCUCGCCUGGAGCACUGCAAGAGGCGCCGGGGAAACCGAAAGUCAGCGGCCGCUCGGCUGCGCUCCGCCGCGGGCCGGGCCAUGGCUGCCGCGGUGCCCCUGGGGCGGCUGCUGCGCGCGGUGGAGCUGAGCUGCGCCUGCUGCCUGCAGCACUUCGCGGACCCGGUGCGGCUCCCGGGCUGCGGCCACAGCUUCUGCCGGCCCUGCAUCCUCCAGUACUGCAAGGGGAAGCAGCGCGCAUUCUGCCCGCUCUGCCGGGAGGGCUUCGAGCGGAAGGACCUGCGGCCCAACCGGGAGCUGGCCGCUUUGGUGAACCUGGUCCAGCAAGAGGUAGCGCAAGAAGAGCUGGAAGCACAGAAUGAACCGAAGCCGUCUGCAGCUGUUGCCUGCAACGACCAGAGCUCGGCGGGACGGCAUGGGGACAAGGAGGAAGAGAUACAGGACAUCUCGAAGGAACUGGAAGCAACUAUAGAGACCAUCCACCUCUUGAGAGAAGAGCUCAAUAAAACAAAGGAAUAUACAUCUCAGAUCAAAAACAAGAUUACAAGAGAUUUCAGUUGCAUGAAGGAAUAUGUUGAAAGACAGGAGAGACACACACUGGUGUUCAUUGAACAAGAGCAAAAGGCAGCUGAGGAGAAAAUUGAAGAGACUAUUCAGCAGCUCUGUAUUGAAGUAAACAGGCUCACAGACAUCACAGCUGAAACAAGCACCCUAACAGAGAGACAUAGGUACAGAGACUUGCCUUCAAUAAUGGAUAAAAUUACACUUGAUGAGAAACUGAAUGUUGUCAAAAGUGCUGUAGAAGUUCUUAAGAGAAAGUUGGAAAUUUUGCUUUUGGAGAAAUACCCUGAGCAGUUCCCACCAGUGGAACCCCCAGACUUGUAUCAAGAGGCAAGUGCCUGCUCCUUAUCUCCAGAGUCCACAGUUAAAAGUCCAGAACCAGUGAAUUCAAGCCGUUUUUCCCAGUGGGCAGAUGAUGUGACUUUUGAUCUCAGAAGAGUCUAUGAGCGCUUAGCAAUCACAGCCCAGAACAGAAAAGUCAUGGUUUCCAGCCACCCAACUGACUAUGGACCAUCGCCCAAUAGAUUCUGCAUCAGCCAAGUGAUGUGUUCACAGAGCUUCUCUACUGGGUGCCACUACUGGGAAGUAAUUACCAAGGACAGUGAUGGAUGGGCUGUUGGAGUUGCUCAUAAAAUGAUUGGUAAAAGGGAAAAACUAGGGAGAACGGAGCAUUCCUGGUGUGUGGAAUGGCUAGGUCCCAGAAAGCAGCUGUCAGCAUGGCAUAGGAAUCAAGAAACGUUGUUAGACAAGGAUAAACCACUGAAGGUUGGAGUUUUUCUGGAGCUACAGAAGAAGACCGUGUCAUUUUACUCCAUCACUGAUGAAGAAAUGCUUUUGCAUACUUUUGAAAUCAGUACCUCAAAUCCUCUUUACCCUGCUUUCUGGCUAUAUGGCCUAGAAAUAAAUGGAUCUUUAACUAUAUGUCACACAAAUGGGACAUAAAAACCUGUUCAGAAAAGUGGCAGUUUUGCCUCUUACUGCAGAGCUUCUCUACAGGCUUCAAUGUUUAGCACAGGAAUUUACUAAGGAGUGUGUAGCCACCAAGGUUUUGCUGGGAAUUAGCAACUGAUCCAUUCUCUGCUCUGUUCUUCUUCAUGCCAUGCUCAGAUCUAAUGAUACUUCAUCAAAACAGUUCCAAUGUAUGCUAAAAGUAGUAACCAUCCCUGUGGGAGCCAAGUGGAUUUCUUAAGCGGCUUUAAGUACUCCCAGGGUAUUUCUAGGAAGGAAUGCACCAAGGAAGCUCUGAGGCUGAGGAUAAGCUUUUCCCAUGGACUUUGUUUUCCUACAUUGAUCCAAAUAAAUUACAAGAGAACAGACGAUGCUA
This is a messenger RNA of Neopsephotus bourkii (Bourke's parrot), 3504 nucleotides long. It is a transcript of the gene RNF135, whose product is annotated as ring finger protein 135. The record is from RefSeq and is a predicted model, not a curated record. The transcript has 6 exons. Bases 1464 to 3122 code for a protein of 552 amino acids. Lineage: Eukaryota; Metazoa; Chordata; Aves; Psittaciformes; Psittacidae. Gene Ontology annotation, molecular function: protein binding.